Molecule: messenger RNA, 657 nt
Organism: Stegodyphus dumicola
Lineage: Eukaryota; Metazoa; Arthropoda; Arachnida; Araneae; Eresidae
Source: RefSeq, a predicted model, not a curated record
AUGGAAAUUCACCCCCCUACGGCUGCGUGGUGGAGGGGAUGGUGGGAGCGCUUAGUUCAUUCCAUCAAGACUCUUCUCGUGCGAAUUCUAGGGAGAUCGUCGGUGAAUUUCGAGGAGUUACUGACCGUCCUGUGUGAUGUUGAAUCCACAUUAAACAACCGUCCUUUAACAUACAUCUAUGAUGAUUCGGAAGAGCUCGUACCUCUGACACCUUCCCUGUUUUUGCAAGACAUAAAACAAGUGGGGGUACCAGAUCUGGAUUACAUCGAUUCCCAGAAACUGAAUGUGCGUGUAAAUUACUGCAAUACGUUGAGACAAGAACUGAGAAGUCGCUUCCGCAAGGAAUAUCUGGCUCAACUGGUGCAGAAGGCAAGCGCUUCAUGUCAAAACCUAAAGGUGGGGGACGUAGUCCUCAUAGAACUAGACAAUAAAAAACGUGUAAUGUGGCCAAUGGGCAAAAUUGUAAAAAUAUUCAGUAGUAGAGAUGGGGCUACCAGAGUGGUACAGGUAAAAACAAACAGUGGAUAUUUGGUAAGAACAAUCAAAAAACUGUAUCCACUAGAAGUUUCAACUACCAGUGAUCCUGUGCUAACUCUGUCAACUGGAAACAGAUCUAGAUACGGUAGACUCUUAAAACCAAGGACAUGCUCUUACUAA